Solanum pennellii is the source of this 1279-nucleotide messenger RNA. RefSeq names its product cullin-1-like. Gene Ontology annotation, biological process: protein ubiquitination; ubiquitin-dependent protein catabolic process. Gene Ontology annotation, cellular component: cullin-RING ubiquitin ligase complex. The transcript is spliced from 9 exons. Gene Ontology annotation, molecular function: ubiquitin protein ligase binding. Bases 235 to 1113 code for a protein of 292 amino acids. The record is from RefSeq and is a predicted model, not a curated record. NCBI's taxonomy places the organism in Eukaryota, Viridiplantae, Streptophyta, Magnoliopsida, Solanales, Solanaceae.
UCGGGCUCGUUCUACCAUAAUACAACCAUCAUCCUCUAUAACAACAUUUUACAUGACGGCCAUUCUUUGGAGCUGAUUAUGAUUUAUCAAAUUAUGUUCUCUGUAACAGUAUUUCGCUAUAGCAACCAAAAAGAUAUCGUUUGGCUGUAAUGGGUUUAAGACAUAACACAGGCGGAUGUCUGCAUUACUCCAGUUGAUGUUAAAUUCUUCGACAGUAACAUUGGCAAGAUUGAAAUGAACCUGAUGAAGAUAGUUGAGUUUGAGGAAGGAUGGUAUAUUAUACAGGAGGGAAUCGAAAAAGCAAAGAGAAUUCUGGAAGGACAGACAGAAUCAUUCAGCGGUGACGAAUACAUGAUGUUAUACACACUUGUAUAUAAUAUGUGUUAUAGGAAAUCGCCUUCUUACAGUUACGCUCCGCAGCUGUAUGAUAAGUACAAGGAAGCACUUGAUGAAUACAUCAAUUCUACAGUUCUGCCUGCUUUGAGAGAGAAGCAGGAUGCUGAGCUUAUGUUGAGGGAGCUUGUGAAGAGAUGGGAGGAUUAUAAACGUAUGCUCAGGUGGCUCUCUAUAUUCUUCCAUUAUCUUUCACGGUAUUAUAUUCCUCGAAGAUCGCUACCUACACUGAACGAUGUUGGUCUGACAUGCUUCGACAAUUUGGUUUAUAAGGAGUUGAGCAGUAAAGCUAUAAAUGCUGUUAUUAUGUUGAUUGCAAAAGAACGUGAGGAUGAGCAGAUAGAUAGAGCAUUAUUGAAGAAUGUUCUUGAUAUCUUUGCUGAAAUUGGAAGGGAGGAUUAUGUGAAUGACUUUCGAGAUGCUUUGCUUAGAGAUACUGCAGCUUAUUAUUCUCGGAAAGCUUCAAGUUGGAUUGUGGAAGAUUCUUAUUCGGACUAUAUGUUGAAGGUGGAAGAGUGCUUGAAGAAAGAGAAGGAUAGAGUGUCUCAUUAUCUCCACGUUAUUACCGAGAAAAAACUUCUGGAGAAAGUGAAACACGAAUUGUUGGUUGUGUAUACCGAUCAGUUACUUGAGAAGGAGCAUUCUGAAUCCCAUGCUUUGCUCAGAGAUGAUAAGGCUGAGAGCUCGAGAUCGGUGUGUGGGGAUGAUACCAUAAUGUAACUGUCAUCCUCUCUCUCAGCACUGCCCUAUGAAGGACGGAUCGAUGUUUCAUGUUGUGUUAUGUUAUAUGUUUGCAAUAACAAUGUGUCGCUUUUAGAAGCAAAUAUUUCUCUACAACAAUAUUUGACUAUUUUUCAUGUCUCUAUAAAUGGAUGUGUAAUGUGGA